Dovyalis caffra is the source of this 912-nucleotide messenger RNA. NCBI's taxonomy places the organism in Eukaryota, Viridiplantae, Streptophyta, Magnoliopsida, Malpighiales, Salicaceae. The record is from the annotation of a GenBank genome assembly.
AUGUACAAAGAUCGAGGAGGGUUUGGUGGUGGGUCAUCACGAUCGGAGAUUGUAGGGGGACAGCUUGAUCGAAAGCGUAUUAAUGAUGCGCUAGACAAGCAUCUAGAGAAGUCCUCUCCUUCAACUUCAAGAGGAUUGAAUAAUAGUAGUAAGGAUAAAGAGAGAUUGUCUGUUCCUUCUACUUCUACUGGUAAAUCAUCACAACACCAUCAGCAUCAGCAACAACUUGAUCAUCAUCGUGCUGAUUCUUGCUCGGCCUCGCUUUCCAAAAACAAAUGCUCUGAUGAGGAAUCUGAGACAGACAGUGAGGAGUCAGAUGUAAGUGGUUCUGAUGGAGAUGACACAUCUUGGAUCUCAUGGUUUUGCAACUUGCGAGGAAAUGAAUUCUUCUGUGAAGUUGAUGAUGAGUACAUUCAGGAUGAUUUUAACCUUUGUGGACUGAGCAGUCAAGUUCCAUACUAUGAUUAUGCACUUGAUCUUAUAUUGGAUGUUGAAUCCUCUCAUGGCGAUAUGUUCACUGAAGAACAGAAUGAGUUGGUGGAAUCCGCAGCGGAGAUGCUCUAUGGUCUUAUUCACGUGCGUUACAUACUUACUAGCAAGGGGAUGUCUGCAAUGUUGGAGAAGUACAAAAACUAUGACUUUGGAAGAUGCCCACGAGUUUAUUGCUGUGGACAGCCCUGCCUCCCAGUUGGUCAAUCAGACAUUCCUCGUUCAAGUACUGUCAAAAUCUACUGUCCAAAAUGUGAAGACAUCUAUUACCCUCGAUCCAAGUAUCAAGGCAACAUUGAUGGAGCUUAUUUUGGAACUACAUUUCCUCACCUAUUUUUGAUGACAUAUGGGCACCUAAAGCCACAGAAGGCAAUACAGAGCUAUGUCCCAAGGGUUUUUGGCUUCAAACUCCACAAACCUUGA